AUGGAAGGACAUUCAUUUGGGGUUGGUCAUUUAGCCUGGAGUCCAGAUGACACAUACCUUAUUGCCUGUGGUCCUGAAGACUGUUCUGAAUUAUGGAUUUGGAAUACGGAAGUAAGUCAAAUGCACAUGUAGUCAUGUCUGUUAUCAUGAGAAUGGUAGCAUUAUAAUGUUGUAGCUAAAAUCAAUUUUAAGUCAAAUCAGUAUUCAACCUACACUGUAGUUUGGCUCAGAAUUUCCUUUGUUUCUCAGCCCUAAUUAUUCACAGGAGACAAAGGAAAUUCUGGUUUAACCUGGGAAGAGAUUUUGCUCACAACAUAGUUAUAUACCUCUUUCCAAAAUGGUGGAACAUGUUAUAUUUCCUUUCUGUUAUCUUUGCCUUUAUUGCAUCUUUAGAUUUCAAAAGACCUUCAAAUAUAGAAUACUUCAUGGAAAGUGUAUGUGUACCUUAUUUACACAUGACAAAUCAGAAAUCAAAUGAGUGAGCACCGCGAAUGAGUGCAUAAAAUUAAUACCCUACAAAGCACUUUCCAUGUGUUAUUUGUUUAUUACUUACAUGUUGAAACAUUCAUAUUUUGCCAGCCUUUUAUUUCAAAUCUUUCCAAAAUCUUAAAAUGCCAAAAUAUGCCGCUACACACCAUGAAAUCACAAAGAAAACGAAGUAUAUCUGUAUUAAAAAACACAUGGUAAAAAUUAUAGUGAGGGUGAUAAUCAACGAAUUACGAGUAAUAAUUAUUAACUUUUUUUCUGAAUGUACAAAUAAAAAUGAACGAUUUUGAGUAAAAUGACUGGUUUGAAUCUAAACAGAAGCAUAUAGCUUAAGUUGAGCUCCAAUAGAAAGUACAAGUACAAGCUUACAUCUGGGAAACAAGCACAGAAAUUCCAUACUGAUGAUGUGUCACUACCUGAUCUGGCUAGUGCUUCUCACUGGUCCUGCAGUAUGGGAAAUUUGCUUCAACCAAUCAGAAUCACUACCCAGACCUGGGUAGUGAUGUUUCAUCAGUAUGGAAUUUCUGCACUUGUUUCUCAGACCUCACCAGUGGUGGCGUCACAAAAUGUCGGCCAUUUUCUCAGGCCAUUGAACUGUUAGUGUCAAUCAUCAUGCCUUGUUUAAUACAUUGCAUUUACCUGUUUCUGGACAAAUUGUGGUUAAAGUGGAUUUGUCUGCUUAUGUUUAAAGACAGGAGAGCUGAAAUGUAGAAUGAGUCAGUCGACAGAUGAUAGUCUCACAUGUUGCGCCUGGAAUCCUGAUAGCAAAAGGUUUUACACUGGUGGGAAAAGGGGGCAGUUUUACCAAUGUGUAAGUGGUAGUUCUUUCCUUAAUUUCAUUUUUUUUUAAUAUCUGGAAUUUUAUUUAGCAUAAACUACUAAUGCAACAGUGGUAUAAUUGCUGCAUAGUCCCAAGCAGUAAUGGUUUAAAAUAAUAGUGAACACGUGGCGUUUUCAUCUAAUUUUUACGUGUCAAGUGCUUUCUUCAACGUCCCAAAAAAGUCAAACUAAACUCCUCCUGCCUGCUUAACCCUUUAAGUCCCAAUAUCCACAUACAAAUUCUCCAAACUGACCUCUAUAUAUUUCCUAUUUUUAAAGAAUGAGUUAGAAAAUUUGAUGAAAGAUCUAAGCAUUUUCUCUUGGGUGAUCAUUUUAUUAAUUCUUAUAACCUAAUCUUGUGGCAAUGUAUGGAUAUCGUUAGGAGAAUAUCGAAGUUGGUCACUUUUGGGACUUAAAGGGUUAAUAUAGGUAUACAGUCAACAUUCAGUAAGACAGGCACCAUUGGGGCUGGCGCUAUGGGUCCCCUUUUAGUGAGAUGACAAUCUCAGUAUAGAGAGUUAACUACAAAAGUAAGGAAAGGCAGGGACCAAUUCUACAUGUAGAUGUUGUAGUUAAUUUUUUAUCUCAGGUAAUUUUUAUUUUUCCUUUGUUUCAACUUCGUUAGCAUACAUUAUCAUACCCAAAAACAAAAGAAAAACAAAAAUUACCUGACAUAAAAAAUUAACUACAACAUAGAUGUCCAUUUUUAGCAAGGUGUCUAUCUUGAAGACAGUCAACUAAGAAAAGAACAAAAAAGCGCGGACCAACUCUACAGUGUCCAUUUUAGGGAGGUGUCCAUCUUGUAAAGGGGUCCAUUUAGAGAGAGUUGAGGUUCAACUGUAUGUGAUUCAAUUUCUGCCAAAGAGGUUUAAUUCUCACACCAUAAGAUUUCAUCCACAUAGCCAAAAGUUAGAUCUUGAUCAUUUCAUAAUUUACAAGACUCUAUCAUAUACUCUUUGAUUGAAAGGGUUUCUAUUCGCGUAGGUUCGCCAAUUUUGGCAGGGUCACCGCAACAAAAGGCCCGUAACAGUCCCUCCNUUUUUUUUUAAUAUCUGGAAUUUUAUUUAGCAUAAACUACUAAUGCAACAGUGGUAUAAUUGCUGCAUAGUCCCAAGCAGUAAUGGUUUAAAAUAAUAGUGAACACGUGGCGUUUUCAUCUAAUUUUUACGUGUCAAGUGCUUUCUUCAACGUCCCAAAAAAGUCAAACUAAACUCCUCCUGCCUGCUUAACCCUUUAAGUCCCAAUAUCCACAUACAAAUUCUCCAAACUGACCUCUAUAUAUUUCCUUAAAGAAUGAGUUAGAAAAUUUGAUGAAAGAUCUAAGCAUUUUCUCUUGGGUGAUCAUUUUAUUAAUUCUUAUAACCUAAUCUUGUGGCAAUGUAUGGAUAUCGUUAGGAGAAUAUCGAAGUUGGUCACUUUUGGGACUUAAAGGGUUAAUAUAGGUAUACAGUCAACAUUCAGUAAGACAGGCACCAUUGGGGCUGGCGCUAUGGGUCCCCUUUUAGUGAGAUGACAAUCUCAGUAUAGAGAGUUAACUACAAAAGUAAGGAAAGGCAGGGACCAAUUCUACAUGUAGAUGUCCAUUUUUAGCAAGGUGUCUAUCUUGAAGACAGUCAACUAAGAAAAGAACAAAAAAGCGCGGACCAACUCUACAGUGUCCAUUUUAGGGAGGUGUCCAUCUUGUAAAGGGGUCCAUUUAGAGAGAGUUGAGGUUCAACUGUAUGUGAUUCAAUUUCUGCCAAAGAGGUUUAAUUCUCACACCAUAAGAUUUCAUCCACAUAGCCAAAAGUUAGAUCUUGAUCAUUUCAUAAUUUACAAGACUCUAUCAUAUACUCUUUGAUUGAAAGGGUUUCUAUUCGCGUAGGUUCGCCAAUUUUGGCAGGGUCACCGCAACAAAAGGCCCGUAACAGUCCCUCCUCCCACGAGAUAAACCACCUCACUAUGUCCCCUACUUUUAACUUAUGAACAGUGUGUGGGUUCUUUAAUGUCCAACUGACUUUUGAGACGGGGCCUACGGCUUAUCGUCCUUAUCCGAGAAGACUAGAAAGUCUAACCGUUUCACUUUGCAGUUGUCUCUAAACCGCGGCCUCAGUUAAACAUCGCGGCAGACCGGCGCUACAGUUUUUCUACUUUCGUUACCAUUUGAUACAUGCAGAUAUUAUUUUGAUUCUUUUAGGCUCUCGAUGGGAGUGUGAUGGAUACGUGGGAAGGUGUCAGAGUUACAGGGCUUCAUUGUUUAGGUGGUGGAGGCAGUACUGUUCUGGCUGCGGACACACACAACAGAAUUAGAGCUUACAAUUUUGACGAAUUAAAUGAUAGUAACUUGUAAGUCUGCACGAAAUGAAAGAUAGACUGUCCACAUUCCCUCAUUUUCCCAUGAAAUCGUCGAGACAUAUCGUUACGGGAGGGGCAGGCCCCUGGGUUUAUAGUAGGGACUUAAGGAACGUUGACGUCUCGGACGUCAAAAAUGGCAACCGGAAGUUCAUUUUUCACUCUUUCAGUGCUCUAACUCGACAAAUUCGCGCAGUGGGACUUAAAACAAUGGCUUUCAGAUUCGUUGUGUGAGACAGAAGCCUUCCAUCAAGCGAUUUAUCGAACUUCCGGUUGCUAAUCAUGACGUCCAGGACGUCAGCGUUCUCGUUGCUUAAGCUUGCUAGUAGUGAACUUACGCAACAGGACGGGAGAGGAAAGAAGACGGCAAACCUUGUGUGACAAGCGUGACAAUAAUUUUAUUUGAAACAACUUUUCGCCAAACUUCACUUUCCUUUAAACAGAUCUUUUUGUAAAGGAGCAGAAAACCUUGGUGUUAAGUGAAGAUCACGACAAAACCCACAAGUGAUAGCCCUGUCACGUUUGUCACACACAGCUGUUUUGCCGUCCUCUUCUUCCUGCCGUCCUGUUGCGUAAACUCACUAGUAUUGAGUGCAGGAAGGCCGAAUCAAAUCAAUUCAAAGCCAAACCAUUCCCCGCUCCUUAAGUAAAUUGGAUACUCAUGCCUUGCUUAGUCCUUGUACGGCGUUUUCCCAGUUUCUCUCGGUCAAUUCACUUCAGUGACGUAUAUCCGAGACGUUUCGCUUGGACCAUGUGAUCCUAAACGUAUUGUCCGGGCGGAAAAAGAGGCCUAGGGACUAGGCAAACCCACACUCAAGCUAGAUUCGAUACAAUUAAAAACCAAGGUGGCCGCCCCUGCUUAAAUCUGCCCGAUCCCGACGAUCAUACCUAAAAAUAGGGGGCUGUGAACAGUCUAAAUUUAAGGUAACUGAUUAUAGAAGAAGGGUUAUUGAAUUGUUUAGUAAUAGUGAAAUAUGAAAUCUAUAAUUUCGGCUCCUGAUAAUUUAUAGACGAAUUUUCUGUCUCACAUUCUUUCUUCUUACAGAAUACAAGAGGACCAUUCGAUCAUGUCAUUUUCUGUAUCAGACGAUGGUCGGCACGCACUUUUAAACAUAGCUUCACAGGUGAGGAAUCUCAUCGUUUGUACAUAGUCCGAAAGUUAUCAAAGGUCUGAGCGUGAUCCUAGAUUACCGAACAGCUGUACUUCGAAGUCACCCUAUUAACUUUGCCUGCGACAAACUUGAACCUCUACUACAUUGCAUUAUAGAUAAAUUUGUACCGUAAUUUCUUGAAUAAGCGCCCGAGCGCUUAUUUAAAAGUUGGGCCAAAAGGAAGGUCUUUUGUUGGAACGAGGGCGCUUUAAUUGAGGAGCGCUUAUAAAGCUUUCCUCCUGUUGGUAAUCAAGGGUACCUAGGUCCCAUUACAUACUGAAUUUAUACACAUUUGUAUCGGUAUAGAUGUUGAACUUUAAGCUAAAGAAGUUAUAAAUAAAGUGGCAAUAGAAGCAGGUUUUCUUUGUAUCCCUACUAUUUGAGAGAGUGUUUGGGGAGGGGAGGGGAGGGGAGCGCUUAUUGGACGGGGACGCUUGUCUGAUAUUUUAUAAAAUAACUAAGAUAGUACGCGCGCUGUGAUUGGCUGAGAGGAGUGUUUGCAUGAGAGUAUGUAAACAUGGUUGUGGCGUCAAGAUGUUUUGCUUUUCGCGCGCUAAUCACGCAAGCACGAAUUUGAAAAAGUUUUCAGGUUCAGAACUCGACAAGCUUACUUUAUUUACCCAUUCCUUCGUCGGCUGAAACUUGGAAAACCAUUGCGAAGAAAGUGUGUCAAUCUUUUUUCGCUUAAGCUGACAUUGUAAGCGAGAAAAGUCCGUAUUUUGGAAAGCAUCUUUUUGCAAAAGAAGAACUGAUCACGCGCGCAAGACUCCGUGGCGAGACUUUGCGAGUGGUAAGAAGUUCUAUUUUAAUCAGUGCCAUAUAAAGAGUUUUGCGUUUUUUCGUGGGAAAUUUAUUUUAUAAAAGCAAUAGAAAACUUUUUGCUGUGUUUGCAUAGCCUGAUAUAAACACUCGAGGCGUUGGGAGAAUUCUCGACAGUUAUGCAAACCCUCGACUUCGUCUCGGGUUUGCAUAACUGCCUCGAAUUCUCCCAACCCCUCUCGUGUUUAUAUCAGGCUAUGCAAACACGGAAAAAGUUUUCUAUUGCUUAAAUAGCCCAGGAGAUGGAUGCUUAUUCGAGGAAGGGCGUUUAUUAGAGCGCGGGCACUUCUUCGAAGAAAUACGGUAUCUUACAAAGUAGAUUUUACCGUCGUUGUUUCUAAAUUAUCUUAGCUAUUUGUUGAUCAACUUUCUCUUUCUUUUUUUGUCGUUAGGGAGUUCAUUUAUGGGACAUUAGAGAUCGAAUAUUAAUCAGGAAAUAUCAGGGUCCAAGACAGGAAAAGUAUACAAUAUACUCAUGUUUCGGUGGUGCUAAUCAAAACUUCCUUGCUAGCGGUAGUGAAGGUCAGUGCACAGAUACAUGUGAAAUAAUAGGGAGCUUAAGUACAGGUGUUCUUGAGCGACGCAUGUCAACCGGAAGUGAGACCUUUUUCCUUUUAAUACCGUCAACUCUCUUUAAGACGGAUACCUUUGGGACCGGCACUAAGUGUCCGUCUUAAAGAGGUGUCCGUCUUAUAGAGAGUCAAAUAAAGGGAGUAAAGAAGGGCAGAGACCAACUCUAAGUGUCCGUUUUAUAGAGGUGUCUGUCUUAUAGAGGCGUCCGUUAAGAGAGAGUAUGCCUUAACGCUACCAAACUCGUACUGCUAAGUGUCUUAACUCUUACAAAAAAUGAGUCGCCCGAAAAUGUCGGCAGAACCAUUACCCAAGAACGGAAAGGUUGAAGUGCGUCGCUUCAAAACGCCUUUGCUCAAGGACCCUAAAGUCUCCAGGAAAUAGGAGACGUCUCCAUUCAUAUCAGAGUUCUCUUCUAAUGAGUGCUACGCUUCUGUGGAAGAAUCUCUUGAUCUCAGAUAUCUUGAAUUCGUUACCAUGACAAGGCUCGAUUUCCGCCGCUCUCUCGGUCCUUCCCGAGAAGAGACUGUUCGGGGGAGGAGCGUGGGCUCAUUUCCCGAACAGCGGCUGGUAAUCGAGCCUAUGCCAUGACAAAAGAAGCGAAUAAACCGAAAAUGGAUUCUUCAGCGUGACAUCCUCGAAUGGGGCGAACCAGUAAGGGCUUUGCGCCUGGGCCACAGAGGAAAAUUUGCCAGCUGUUUUUUUUUUUUUUUGGAACCCUCCCAAAGAAACGCAGGUGUCAUGAAUCCAAAAACCCCAUAUUUUGAUUUGGUCUGAUUAAUCCCUCGAGAGCGUGGAUUCUUUAGAUUUACUGCUAAGUAAAGUCCGUUAACUAGAAUCCCAAGUCCGUUUUAAGUUUCAAGAUUCCGGAUUUGGAUUUUCCCGGAGAAUUGCGCCCCGGUGUGACUUGCGCGUACCACAGGACGCCCGAGUAAAAAAAAGAUAAAUCAAGCGAUCGUAAUGACUAAUGCUGUUGAAAAAUUCAUUUCCGUAAUUUAAGGGUCAUUUGCCAAGCCAGACAAUUGGACCAGAUGUGUUUUCCUUUUCACAGAUCACAAGGUGUACAUCUGGCAUUCAAAACGUGAAAAACCAAUUGCGGUGCUCAGUGGACACACGAGAACUGUAAACUGUGUCAGUUGGAAUUCAAAGGAUCCCACUAUGUUAGCGUCGGCCAGUGACGACGGAACUGUAAGAAUAUGGGGUCCUGUUGGUAGAUUUUCUAAAUCAGGUAUUUGGAAAAUUUAA
This is a messenger RNA of Porites evermanni, 7421 nucleotides long. NCBI's taxonomy places the organism in Eukaryota, Metazoa, Cnidaria, Anthozoa, Scleractinia, Poritidae. The record is from the annotation of a GenBank genome assembly.